GGGACGUGCCCUCGGCCCGCUCCCGGCACGGCUGCCAGAGCCGGUGGCCACGUGCGAGCCCGCAGCGCCCUCCUCUCCUCGCUCCCAGCGCGCGCUGGAGGGCACAGCUGGGGACCGAGGAGGCCGGAAGGAUGGGCAGCAAGGAAGAUGCGGGCAAGAGGUGUCCGGCGGCCGGCGGCGUCUCCAGCUUCACCAUUCAGUCCAUCCUGGGCGGGGGCCCCUCCGAGGCACCGCGGGAGCCCGCCGGCUGGCCCGCCAGGAAGCGCAGCCUGUCCGUGUCCUCGGAGGAGGAGGAGCCGGACGACGGCUGGAAGGCGCCCGCCUGCUGCUGCCCGGACCCGCACGGCCCCCAGGAGCCCGGCCCCCAGCACCACCCCCCCAUCCCCUUCCCUUGCCUGGGUGCCCCCAAGGGCAGCGGCGGCGCGGGGCCGGCGAGCUCGCCACACCUGCCUUUCCUUUCUCCUUCGCACCCGGACUUUAAGGAAGAGACGGAGAGGCUCCUGCCCGCGGGCUCGCCUUCGCCGGGCCCUGAGCGGCCGCGGGACAGCGGCGCCGAGCGGCCGGCGGGCGCCGCCAAGAAGAAGACGCGCACGGUCUUCUCGCGCAGCCAGGUGUACCAGCUCGAGUCCACCUUCGACAUGAAGCGCUACCUGAGCAGCUCGGAGCGCGCCUGCCUGGCCUCCAGCCUGCAGCUCACCGAGACGCAGGUCAAGACUUGGUUCCAGAACCGGCGCAACAAGUGGAAGCGGCAGCUCUCGGCCGAGCUGGAGGCGGCCAACAUGGCCCACGCGUCGGCGCAGACUCUGGUGGGGCUGCCGCUGGUGUUCCGGGACAGCUCGCUGCUGCGCGUGCCCGUGCCGCGCUCGCUCGCCUUCCCCGCGCCGCUCUACUACCCCGGCGGCAACCUCUCGGCCUUGCCGCUCUACAACCUCUACAACAAGCUCGACUACUGACCGCGCGCCCGGCCCCCGGCCCCCGGCCCCCGGCCCCCAGCUGCACGCGAGCCUGGCCCGCGCCGCCCGCUCCCAGGGCUGCUCCCCGGCUCCGGAGCAGGCGGCGUGUUGCCAGAAAUAUUAAGAAAUACACCGUGUGUAUUCAUUCUCUCUUAUUUAUGGCCUCGCCCUCUUUCGUGGUAACUGUUUUGGGGACUUAUCGGCACGCCUCAGGCCAGACCUGCUUUCUGCCCCAAACCAACCAGGAUGCUCCGGACACCCAGGUGGCAGGGGUGUCGGGACUCCUGGGGUGGCGGGCAAGGGAGUUCCGGCCAAACCGGCGUUGAUCGGUAGGAAAAGCCAACCAAACAAACAGGAAAACACCACCAACACCGGCACCCUGCUCCCCUCCACACGUCUGCAUACAUGUUCCUGCACACGCGGCCCGCACGCCAGCCCCUGGGGCUUCGGACAAUGAUCUCAACACCGCUUUUUCGUUUCCCUCGUCCCGAGGAUGGGUGGGGCGAAAGGGUGAGGUUUCAGAUCUGUAAAUAUUUUUAAAGAAAAAGAAUAAACCAUUUUA
Myotis myotis is the source of this 1515-nucleotide messenger RNA. RefSeq names its product H6 family homeobox 2 (gene HMX2). Gene Ontology annotation, biological process: regulation of transcription by RNA polymerase II. Bases 132 to 953 code for a protein of 273 amino acids. Gene Ontology annotation, cellular component: nucleus. Lineage: Eukaryota; Metazoa; Chordata; Mammalia; Chiroptera; Vespertilionidae. Gene Ontology annotation, molecular function: RNA polymerase II transcription regulatory region sequence-specific DNA binding; DNA-binding transcription factor activity, RNA polymerase II-specific. The transcript is spliced from 3 exons. The record is from RefSeq and is a predicted model, not a curated record.